This is a messenger RNA of Neofelis nebulosa (Clouded leopard), 2687 nucleotides long. RefSeq lists its product as uncharacterized. The transcript is spliced from 22 exons. Bases 137 to 1903 code for a protein of 588 amino acids. The record is from RefSeq and is a predicted model, not a curated record. Lineage: Eukaryota; Metazoa; Chordata; Mammalia; Carnivora; Felidae.
GUAGCUGAAGCUGUAAAGGGUCAACAGGUUUGGGGGGGGCUGUGGUUAGGCCCUUCUCUCUACUAAUCUGUGACCAUUUUGUUAUGUUGAAGGGGGAGAGGUUUAUGUCAGUGAUGUAGGAGAUGUUCUGGAAAACAUGGGAGUAGCUGUCACAGAUAAGGAAUGUGUAGAGCUCGUAAAAAAUCUGCCAUUUAAUGCUAAAGGAAAAGUCUACAAGAAUAGGUUACUGGAUGGUUUGAAGUCUCUUAAUGGAGGGAUUGUUAAUGCCAACAAACUUGAUUCAGUUUUGAAAACCAUGGGAUGGAAACUCACAGAAGAUGAAAUUAAGGAUCUCAAAUGCAACCUGCCCACUGAUGUAUAUGGGAGAGCUACAAUGAAAAAGUUGUGUAGUGGAUUAAACGCUUUUACAGGAAAAAACAUUAAUGUGCAACAUCUAUCAGAUUUUGUGAGGAACAUGGGUAUUGAGCUAACAGAUAAAGAACAAAAGAGGCUGCUAAAGAAGCUUCCAGUUGAUGCUUCUGGGAAGAUCUAUCAAAAUAGAUUGUUGGAUGGUCUGAAGUCUUUCAAAGGAGGGAAGGUUGAAAGAAGUAAGGUCAAUACUGUUCUAGAAAACAUGGGAAUCGUGCUCACAGGAGAGGAGCUUCAAAGUCUAACAGAUAACCUACCAGUUAGUGAUAAUGGGAAGGUUGAUCUUGAUAAAUUGAUGGAUGGAGUGAAAACUCUCACAGCUAAUGGAAAAGUUGAUCUGAAUAAAGUGAUGGAUGGCGUGAAAGCUGUCACAGGAGAAAAUGUUGAUGUCAAUAGCGUUAAAGCUGUUCUGGGAAACAUGGGGAUCGAGCUCAAAGGUAAAGAAUGCUUGGAGCUGGUGAAAACUCUUCCUUUUAAGGAUGAUGACAAGAUCUUUCAAAACAGGUUGUUGGAAGUUGUGAUGUCUCUAAAAGAUGGGAAAGUCAAUGUCAACGACUUGAACGCAAUACUGGAUAAUAUGGGAAUCAAGCUCUCAGAUAAGGAACUUGAGGCUCUGACUCAAAAUCUCCCUGGUGAUGUUGAUAGGAGGACUUCUCCUAAAACACCGAUGAAGGAACUGCAAACUUUUACAGAUGAGAAGGUUGAUUCUAAUGACCUGAAAAUUUUCCUGGGAAGCCUGGGGAUUGAGCUCACAGAUCAGGAAAAAGAGAAGCUACUGAAAACACUGCCAUUUGAUGCUGCUGGAAAGGUAUAUCACAACAGGUUGCUAAAGGGUGUGAAAUCUCUCAAUGGGGGAAAGGUUCAUGUAAAUAACCUGGACAACACCCUUAAAAAAUUGGGACUUGAGCUCACGGAAGAGGAACUUGCAAAGCUGUCAAAAAAUCUACAAGUUGAUGCUAAUGGAAUGGUUGGUCUGAAAGAGGUGAUGGAUGGAGUAAAAGCUACUACAGGAGGGGAGGUUGAUGUCAAAGAUGUGAAAGCUAUUCUGAAAAACAUGGGAAUAGAGUUCACAGAUAAGGAACGUUUGAAGCUGCUGAAAAAUCUGCCUUUCAAUGAUGAUAACAAGGUCUUUAAGAACAGGUUGCUAGAUGGUGUGAAGUCCCUUAAAGGUGGGAAGGUCAAUAUGAACAACCUGGGCACUGUUCUGAACAACCUGGGGAUAAAGCUUGCAGAUACGGAACUUAAAGACCUGGCUGAAAACAUGCAUGUUGGUGUUGAUGAGAAAAUUCCUCUAGAAACACUGAUGGAAAACAUCACAGAUUUUACAGGUGAGAAGAUUGAAUCUAGUGAGCUAAAAAAUGUUCUUGGAAAUCUCGGAAUUGAGCUCACAGAUAAGGAACUAGAGAAGCUGCUGAAAAUACUGCCAAUUGAUGGUGAGUCAUACAAGUGUCUGUGGGAGCUUCCAGGGAAAUUAGAUUUUUACAGAUCUGCAUGAAAAUUUUCACUUCUUCUCAAACAUGAUGGAACAUUUUUAAAAAACUAAAAUGUAAGCUACAUCUUAAAACAGUAAGUGUCAUUUAGAGUUUAUUUUAGAAGCCAAGCAACUCCUCAGAUGUAAGUUGCCAUCAGAGCCAACAAAUGUCUACUGUCACCCUUCAGGGCUUAUACCAUAAGAAGGAAAAAGAGAGGGAUAAGCGGGCAAUGGAAGAAAUUAAAAAUAAAAGUCAGAAUUAAAAAGAAAGGAAAGAGAUAUUUGUACAGUACAGUAGGCCCACUCAAGGGGACCGGCUUAUCAUAUUGAAAAAGCCUUCUCUUCCUUAAUUUCACUGUUAUAUAAAGAUGAAAAUUUUAGGUGAAACAUUUUUUUAAAAAUUUUUAAUGUUUAUUUAUUUUUGAGAGACACAGAGUGAUAGAGCAUGAGCAGGGGAGGGGCAGAGAGAGAGAGGGAGACACAGAAUCCGAAGCAGGCUCCAGACUCUGAGUUGUCAGCACAGAGCCUGACGCGAGGCUCAAACUCACAAACUGCGAGAUCAUGACCUGAGCCGAAGUCAGACGCUUAGCCACCUGAGUCAUCCAGGCACCCCAUAAGUGAAAUAUUUAUAAUGGUACUACUGAGUUAUCAUCCACAUAUUGUACAAGUAACCCAAUAUAGCAUACAAUUAAGUGAAUUCUAAUGUAUUCACCACAUUCAUCACAACAAUCAAUUUUAGAACAUUUUUAUUAUCCCAGAAAGAUAUUCCAUACCUAUUAACAGUCACCUCCCAAUUUCUCCAUCUCCC